CUACGAGUCAAGUAGGUACCCGUAUAAAAUAUAUUACUCCAAAGAGGAUAUUAUAACCACUACGUUUUAAGAGGUGGGACUCCCUUUGAAAAUAAUAAACUCACAAUUAUUAAGCUCUGUAAUUGGAAAACUAUCUUUUUUUUUACUGGCUAUAUCAGGCCAAUCUUUUGUUUUAUACUGGCAAUUCAAGUUUCAGAUAUCGUCAAAAGACAAAAUUUUGGCAUGGUUGAUUUUUACGAGAUUGAGUGAAUUACAACCGUUUUCUGAAAAUUAUUAUGAAAAUGGAGUGGAAACCCGAACAGGAAGGAUUAAGGCAAAUUCUAACACUUUUAAAGGAAUCCCAAUCACCAGAUACUGCUACUCAGAGAGCAGUUCAACAAAAAUUGGAAGAAUUGAAUAAAUAUCCAGAUUUCAACAAUUAUUUAAUUUUCGUCCUGACGAAACUGGUAUCCGAAGAGGAACCCACAAGAUCUCUCAGUGGUUUGAUUUUGAAAAAUAAUGUAAAGUCACACUACAACAAUUUUUUACCGGAGGUCGCAGAGUUCAUCAAACGAGAAUGUUUAUCUGCCGUCGGUGAUCCAUCACCAUUAAUUCGCGCCACUGUAGGCAUUAUUAUAACUACUAUUGCUAGUAAAGGAGAGCUUACAUCUUGGCCUGAACUGUUGCCAUCAUUAUGUCAAAUGCUUGAUUCACAAGAUUACAAUGUUUGUGAGGGAGCAUUUGGAGCACUUCAAAAGAUUUGUGAGGAUACGGCAGAACUUCUUGAUAGUGAUGCACUCAACCGGCCCUUGAAUGUUUUGAUUCCCAAAUUUUUACAGUUCUUUAGACAUUCAUCACCUAAGAUAAGAUGUCAUGCUAUUGCCUGUGUCAAUUACUUUAUUAUGAGUAGAACACAAGCUCUCAUGUUACACAUUGAUUCUUUUAUUGAGAACCUUUUCCAUUUGGCAGCUGAUGAAGAUCACGAUGUGAGAAAAAAUGUUUGUCAUGCAUUAGUUUUACUAUUAGAAGUUCGCCUCGACAGACUCAUUCCACAUUUACCCAAUAUUAUUGAGUAUAUGUUAGUGAGAACGCAGGAUCCAGAAGAAGGUGUAGCAUUGGAGGCCUGCGAGUUUUGGCUAUCUCUAGCAGAACAGAAUGUCUGUAGGGAGGUGCUAGGCCCUCGCUUGCCAGCGCUAUUGCCGGUCCUCGUGAGGGGUAUGCGUUACUCGGAGAUGGACGUGAUCCUCUUGCGCGGCGACCGCGAUGACGACGCGGACGAAGCGGAGCCCGACCGCGAGUCGGAUAUACGGCCGAGGUUCCAUAAACCGCGCUCGCAUACGAUUAAACACAAUGUGGGCAGCGGAGACAGCAACAUGUCAGGGGGCGGUGAGUCGGACGACGAGGACGACGGUGGUGCGGACACUGACGAUGGAUCCCUCUCCGACUGGAACCUGCGCAAGUGCAGUGCAGCGGCUCUAGAUGUGCUAGCCAACGUGUUUGGAGCUGAUCUCCUGCCUGUGCUCUUCCCCAUACUGAAGGAGACGCUGUUCCAUGAGGAUUGGGUUAUUAAGGAGAGCGGUAUCCUAGCGCUGGGCGCAGUAGCGGACGGUUGCAUGGUGGGCAUGGUGCCGCACCUGCCGGACCUGGUGCCGUACCUGGUGUGCUGCCUGGCCGACCGCAAGGCGCUCGUGCGCGCCAUCACGUGCUGGACCCUGUCGAGAUACUCGCACUGGAUCGUGUCGCAGUCGCACGACCUCUACCUGCGACCGGUUAUGACUGAGCUCCUAAAACGCGUGUUGGACAACAACAAACGCGUGCAAGAAGCGGCGUGUUCAGCAUUCGCCACACUCGAAGAGGAAGCGUGCACAGAACUCGUCCCAUACUUGGGCCACAUUCUACAGACUCUGGUGUACGCUUUCAGCAGAUAUCAGCAUAAAAACUUACUCAUUCUGUACGACGCGAUCGGAACACUCGCUGACUCUGUGGGACACCAUUUAAAUAAACCGGAGUACAUUAACCUGCUCAUGCCGCCUUUGAUAACAAAGUGGAAUGUAUUGAAGGAUGAAGAUAAGGACUUGUUCCCGUUGCUUGAGUGUUUAUCAUCGGUAGCAACAGCUUUACAAUCUGGUUUCCUGCCCUACUGUGAACCUGUCUUCAGAAGAUGUGUCUCUUUAAUAGAGCAGACUUUGAAUCAGAAUAUAGUGUCUUUCCAGGCGAACACGCAGAGCCCUGAACAGUUUGAAGCGCCUGAUAAGGAUUUCAUGAUCGUGGCUCUUGAUCUGCUAAGUGGUUUGGCCGAAGGUCUGGACGGGCACAUCAACCACCUGGUGCUGAACUCGAACCUCAUGCAGCUGCUGUACCAGUGCAUGCAGGACCCCAUGCCUGAGGUCCGUCAAUCAUCGUUCGCGUUGCUAGGCGACCUGACGAAGGCGUGUUUUCAACACGUACACCCGUACAUACCGGACUUUUUGCCAAUUCUCGGAAUGAAUUUGAAUCCGGAAAUUAUUUCCGUGUGCAAUAACGCCACUUGGGCUAUUGGUGAAAUAAGCAUUAAACUGGGCCCAGAAACAUCAAAAUAUAUUCCAUUAGUGUUGAACCAUUUAGUUGAAAUAAUUAACAGGCCCAACACACCUAAAACAUUGUUAGAGAACACAGCGAUAACUAUCGGUCGGCUAGGUUAUGUGUGCCCCCACGACGUCGCACCCGUUUUACAUCAAUUUGUACGCCAGUGGUGCACCUCACUGCGGAACAUCCGCGACAACGAGGAGAAGGACUCCGCCUUCCGCGGCAUUUGUCAGAUGAUACAAGUCAACCCCGGUGGAGUAGUACCGGACUUCAUGUUCUUCUGCGACGCGGUGGCCUCGUGGUCCCACCCGAAGGACGACCUGAAGGAGAUGUUCACGAAGAUCCUGCACGGGUUCAAGAACCAGGUGGGCGAGGAGAACUGGCGCCGCUUCACCGACCAGUUCCCCGUGCAGCUCAGCGCGCGCCUCUCCGCCAUGUGCGGGAUAUAAGACGCGCUCACACUGUUAUGGGGAACCAAUGUCAGCACGGGUCGGGAAGACAUUGCGAGGUCGCACCGAGUGCUUGUUACAUUUCGACAUGUACCUGAAAUUACGGCGACUCCACUUAAUAGACGCGGGCUCGCGCCGGGAAACGCACAGUUGGGAGCCGAGGGGCUUGCAUAUCGCGCGCACCUUUAUGGACCGAAAUACCUGAGCGAUAGAGCUCACUUUCCUAUCCCUUUGCCCUCUCCGACUCUACGUCAGCCACCGAGUCUCCCGCCUCCUUGUAAAUAUCGACGCGCUAUUUCGGUCCAUAAAUACAGUGCGAACUCAUAGUGGUCGGAGUGUUAAUUGCAUGAACUUUAGCGUUAGUGUCUAGUGAUAACCGAGAGCGAGUAAUGUAUUAUUAUUUUUCGAAUUGAUUUUUAAAUUUUAUCAGUGAUCGUUUAAAUUCAGAUUAUAGAUUUGUAAAUGUUUACCGAAACGGUCGAGAACUCGCCAAGUGAUUACUAAUCGUAAUUAUCGUUUUCAAAUUGAUCGCACGCCACUUUUUGCAUUUUUAUUGUGAGAGUUUGUCGCCUUUUAUUUUGUUAUCUUUGGCACAAUGGUUUGCGGAAACGUAGUGAGAUACAUACGAUUUAUGUGUUUAGUGUCGAAAUUGUUUUCACAAGAAUUUUGAUCGACUGAUGUAACCGUUCACUGCUCAGCGUAGAUUUUGUACUUGUGUUCAUAUACCGACUUAACCCAAUAUACGAUAUUUAUAUUACAAAAGAAAUGUUAAAAUCGUUUGUCAAAUAUACAAUAUACUUGUUUGUCGUGUAUAUUUCGAAAGCAUUUAUCCGUUUCCUUUUUAGGUUCUUCUAAUUGAAUGAUACAACUAUUUAAUAAAAAAUGUAUUCGUUAACUAUUUUAAUAUGAAUUACAAAGACUUAGUGAAAUCGAGAAUUUAUGUCAACUGUGAUUUGUGACUGGUUUAUUUUGACUAAUAUAUGUGUAUGUCUAUAUGUCUGUGUCGUGCUGAUAUAUUAUCGCUUUGAUAGUUUUUGUGUCGGCUAGAUAUCUGCUAUAUUAAUAUACCAAAUAGUAUUUUUACGUUUUAUUUUAUUUUAUUUUAAUUGUUUGUAUGAUUGAGUUGGUCACGCGGUUCUCAUUUAAAAUAUUCACUUGAUGUAGUCUUAAAAAUAUAAAAAAGACGUGUGGCACUCGGGGACUGCCGCGGUAAAGCCAUUGCAUAGCAUGCCUUCAAGCC
This is a messenger RNA of Colias croceus (clouded yellow), 4233 nucleotides long. It is a transcript of the gene Tnpo, whose product is annotated as transportin-1. The transcript is spliced from 16 exons. Gene Ontology annotation, biological process: protein import into nucleus. Gene Ontology annotation, cellular component: cytoplasm; nucleus. The record is from RefSeq and is a predicted model, not a curated record. Lineage: Eukaryota; Metazoa; Arthropoda; Insecta; Lepidoptera; Pieridae. Bases 276 to 2993 code for a protein of 905 amino acids. Gene Ontology annotation, molecular function: nuclear import signal receptor activity; small GTPase binding.